UCCGGUUCCCCUGGCAACCUCGGGGCCGGCUUCGGGCGCGGCGGCGCGAUGGAGACGCCCUGCCUGGGGGCCCCGGCCGCGCUCGCUGCCCUGAGCCACCUGCACGGAGCGGAAAUACAACUGAAAAAUGAAGCAUAUGCAUUCAGUGAAGAAGCUGUGCAGCACCUUGAAGAUGCUAUUGAAGCUAUUAAGAAACUGGAAAAAUUAAGAAGACAUACCCUUGAACUUCUAGAAGAGGAGACCAUAAAAAAUAGUAAUCUCCGUUUAAAACUCCAGAAUCUUCCAGAAGUGGUUACCAAGGAGUUGGAAGCUCUUGUUGCUGCAGCCCGUGAAUCCAGUACUGCUAAGAUAACUCAAUUGCAGACUGCACUGAAAAACGUCACGUAUGAAAUCGAAUCCCUGAAUCAAAAACAAAUAUUUUGUGAAACCCAGAAUGCUGCUAUGUGUAAGGAGCAAGAGUGGCUGUGGGUCCAGCAUGAAGAAGCUGUAGACUUACUGAACCAGCAGAUGGCACAGAAAGCUAACACAAAUAUACUUUUAAAUGAGUUUUACAACAAAAAAAAGGAUGCAGAACAAGAAAUAAUCAACCUAAUGAAUGCUGUAAAAGAAGUGAAAGAUGUUCUAGCUAAAGAAAUAAAAAUAUUUAAUGAUGAAAAAGAAAUGUGGGCUAGAAAGAACGCAGAGAUGAGAACAAAACUUGAUCUUCAGAAGGCAGAAACUUCAGGAAAAAAGGAUGAAUUUGAAAAAUUGUCCAUAAAGCUAUCGGCUGUGCAGUCUGAGAUAGCUCAAAAUACAGCGAUUAUUUUUAAUGAGAAAGUUCAGAUAGCACAACUGAAAGAAACAAACGAACAACUAAUAAUGGAAUUAAAACUUAAAAUGACGGAAAAGAUGGAACUCUGCGAAAGGAAAUAUAGCCUCGAUUCUGAUCUACUGCUUUUGCAAUCAAAAAUUGCCCAAGAAAGAGAGAAUCUAAAUAUUGAUAUAGCAAAGACUAAGGAAGAAUUAAGUACAGCUGAAGGCCUGAAUAGAAAACUUAAACAUGAAAAUAAAUUUAUAAGUAGCCAGUAUCGGAUAUUACUGGCAGAAGAGGAACACUCACAUGCAAAAAGGAACGAGGCAGCAGCAGAACUUGAACGAUUAUCCAAUUGGCUGGAUGAAAGACUUGAAGUUCUGUCAACGCGUGUGCUGGAGGAGCAAAACGUGGAGGAUGAAGUUGAGAGACUCGAAGAUCUCUUUCAAAACGCUAAGGAUGCCUAUGCAAGAGAGCUAGAGAAUCUAGAGCAAUGUUUAAAGAGAGAAAGUGAGAUGAGAGCUUUGCUUCAGUGGAAGCAACUUCACCUAGCAAAGAAGAAGGAAGUCUUGUGGAUAACAGAGGAGAAAUUCAUGAAUGAAAUGAAUGUAAGACUUGAGACUGGUAAAAAACGUCAUGCUGAGCUAAUUGCAGAGAAUGAGCAUUUCCAGAAAGAAAUUUUGCAGGCUGAGGAACAGGUCAAACACCUUAGUGAUGAUGUAAAUAAAAGGGAAGCUGAAUGUGAGAAGUAUGAAUACAGCUUAACAGAAGACAUACAAUGGCUUGAGGAUGGUGUCCAAGCUAAAACUGAAGCUAUAUAUCAAAAAGAACAACAACUAAUUCUGAGCAUCCCUCUCAUAGAAGAAAGACGGAAAGAGUUGGAAGAGAAGCAUGAAAAAUAUGAAGAUUUGAAAAAAAUAGUCUCCGAACUAAAAGAUGAUGAGACAAGACUGACAAAAUCCAUUGAUCAGUCAGUCAGGAUGACUGGUAAACUCAAGAAGAUCAUGGCUGAGCUAAAGAAUGAAUUAAGAAUAAAGCGUGACUUGGCAUUUGACCAGUUGAAAGAUCAUACGGAAGUUCUGAAGUUGCUAGAGAGGGACAUCUAUGAGGUCGACAGGAAGCUCGACAUUGUGAAGACAGAAAACUGCAGACUGAAAUUAUGCAAUUCACAGAUGAAAGCGGAUAUUUUGACAGUGAGCCAUGAAGCCGAAAACCACAAAUCAACAACAAUAAAAAUUCUGAGUGAUCUGACAGUCCUUCAUCAGCUUUUUCUGAAGGGAUGGUCAGAGGACACUAGCAUUCAAAAGGAAUUUGUGGAGAAUGAGAAGGAAAUCCUGGCUGCAAUAGCAGAUCUUAUAAUGAAACUUCAUCAGAGAGAGAAAAAGAUUGAUCGUAUUAACAAAGGGCUACAAAAUAACUUUGAUGGACUGGAUUCUUUAUUAGAAAGUAAAUCCAGCAUGGAACCCAGUGUUUCUGAAGGAUAGAAUAUUGGAGUAAAAAGGAAAAGGGAGACGGUAGUUCCAAGUGAGGGGGUGACAGAAGCCAGACACUUUACCAGAAAACCACAGCUCUAUUUUGCUACUUUAUUCAAACAGAUGCUAAUAUACGGCAUUAUGAAAUAAAUAAAUAAGGU
Messenger RNA from Mauremys mutica (yellowpond turtle), 2423 nucleotides. RefSeq names its product coiled-coil domain-containing protein 175-like. The transcript has 21 exons. The record is from RefSeq and is a predicted model, not a curated record. Lineage: Eukaryota; Metazoa; Chordata; Testudines; Geoemydidae. The coding region runs from base 49 to 2274 and encodes 741 amino acids.